ACGUGCGUGCAUGUUGAAGCACACACACGUGUACAUAUGUUUGUAUGCCGAUCUACUAUCUUAACAUUUUUGUGAAAAAUAUAUGCAUAUGUAUGUGCCUACGUCGAAAAGUUGCAGUUUCCAUUGCUUACUUGAAUUGAUUGAAAAUGGCGCUCCGUAUUGUGUUCAAGAUGCCUGUAUCGAAAGCUAUGGGCCAAACGUUGGUGCGCGCCAUGUCAUCACAAGCUGUUGCCUCCAAGAAUGUUGGCUUUAUCGGACUGGGCAACAUGGGCAGUAAUAUGGUGAGCAAUCUGAUCAAGAAGGGACACAAAUUGCACGUCUAUGAUAUUUCAAAAGACGCCUGUGAUAGUAUGAAAGCCAAGGGCGCCAUUGUCUACGAAAAGACCUCCGAUUUGGCUAAAAAUUCAGACUUCCUCAUCACAAUGUUGCCCAACAAUGACAUUGUGCGAGAUACUUAUAACCAACUAACUGCCGAUGGUAUCAACAAGAAUACCAUAUUCAUCGAUUCAUCUACCAUUGACCCGAAUGUAGCAAAAGAGGUGCAAAAGUUCAUUACCGGCAAGGGUGCCCGCUUCAUUGAUGCACCCGUAUCGGGUGGUGUUCCCGGCGCUGAACAGGCCACAUUGACUUUCAUGGUCGGCGGCACUGAAGAGGAAUACAAUAUUGUCAAGCCCAUUCUGGAGUGUAUGGGCAAACGUAUUACUCAUUGCGGUGGCUAUGGCAUGGGCCAAGCAGCCAAAUUAUGCAACAACAUGAUGUUGGCUAUUUCCAUGAUUGGCACUUCCGAGGCAAUGAACUUGGCCAUACGUCAAGGCUUGGAUCCCAAAGUAUUCGCUGAGAUCAUCAAUUCGUCAACUGGUCGCUGCUGGUCGUCAGACUCGUACAAUCCCGUGCCCGGCAUUACACACACUGCGCCCAGCAAUAAAGGCUAUGCUGGUGGUUUUUCCACCGAUUUGAUUACCAAAGAUUUGGGUUUGGCGUCGGAUGUGGCUACCGCGACAAAUACACCAAUUCCAUUGGGUGCUCUAUCUCACCAAAUUUAUCGCACAUUGAAGGCAAAGGGACUGGGCGGCAAAGAUUUCUCAAUUGUCUAUGAAUUCAUGAAGAAUGAGGCGAACAAUUAAGUAUGAAAGGGACGAGAAAGCAGGCGAGCGCGAUAGUUAAGAGAGCAUGAACUUGUAAAGGGCAUGCUGGACUUUGCUUGCCGAAAAUAGAUAUGCGUGUAUAAGUGUUCAUAUACGAGUACUUGUAUGAAUGUUUUAGUUGUAGCGCUUCUACUUGAGUUGAAAAAAAGCUUUUAUUGUGACAUUUACGCAUUUUACCAGAUGUGCAUUUAUUUUAAAACUUUAAUUGUAUUCCUAUUUGAAAAAAAUUAAGUGUUGAGCAUUUAUUAGUAAAAAUAAAUAAAUUAAAUAUUUACAAAAACAAUGCCUAUCUAUAGUGAGAAGUAAUUGGCACAGAGGCGAAGGCGCUUAUAAGAUAUGAAUAUUUUUACAGAGAGUAUAAUUUUUGAGAGCUUUUUCUAUCAGCAAUAGCAGCCACUUCUCUUAUCAGUAGAAAAUCGCUAAAUACUUUAUAAUACUCAGUGCAAAAAUGCUUACGAGUAAGCUAUCAAAAACGCUAACAUCUUGCGUAUGUGCUGUAGAGCUGCGUUCAAAAUUUUAAGAAUGGUAAUACUUUACUAAAUUCAAUUAAAAAAGUUAGGCACUUACAAACAUACCUAUAAGCCAUACAAUAUUCUAUCUGCACUUCUGAUGAGAUACUAAAUUAAAGCAGGCCAAUUUAUUGGAACUAUUUUUAUCGACAGCGUCAGUAGCAGAUAUGGAUUCUACAUAAAAUUAUGAGAAAAAAAGUCUAUAACAGCACAACUCUAAAGUCAAUUUUGAGCCCAUCUAAAUUUUAAGAUAAGCUACACUUGUGUUCACAUAGUUAGGCCACUUAAUUUAUUUACAAUAAUCGCAAUAUUUUUUCUUAUGUUAAAUUUUUUUCGUUAAUUAUUAAUCAAAAUAUAGUUCACUGUGUAACGAAAACUGAAAGAAUUGAAGUUACAAACUUUUAACAAUAUUCACGAAAAUUUAACAAAUUCAAAAUGUUGUCACUAAAAGUAAAAAAAAAUUUUUUAUUUUAGAAAACUUUUGGUUAUUUUAAUAUGGUAAAAUGAAAACUUUAAUGGAAAAAGUGAAUGUAUGUAAUUCUUUUAUAUGUAAAGGGUGGCGCAAAAUUAAUCGGGUGGCGCAAAAUUAACUAUUCAACUUUUUACUAACAAAAACAAAAUUUUUGAGUGACGGAAAUCUUUAUUUUGACCCAUACGUGCUCCAUUGCUUGUCUGUUUGGAUGCUGCAGCUGUCUAGAUCACAAGUGUCAAAUAUGAUUGCCGUAGGACGAUAUUUGCAAAUAUUAUAAAUCUUUCCAUAACUGAUUAAUUUUGCGCCACCUUUUAAAUCGAAUUAAGCCAUGCAGAAACAAAUGUAAUAUUUAACGCCAUUGUACGUUUCAUUAAAUAGGGAAUAGAUGUAAAAAAUAAUAUUCUCCAGUACAAGUUGUAUUAAAAAGUAACACUCAUAGUACUUCAAUAAAUUAUUAAUCUGCCUAUUAGCUGAAUUUCCUAGAAUCGAUGUUGAAAAACAAAAAAAUGUACCCGUCCUAAUGUAUCCCUCACUCACACAUCCUUUAUUGAUGUUGCGCUACAGCCCUAUGUCAACAGCAAAUGGUUUUAUGAGCAGGUUUUUCUUGACAGAAAUACCUCCAGAGACUAGCCAAUGUCUGCAAAAGAGCGGCCGCUAGUAGAAAAAAAUUAUUUUCAAAACCUGAUUUCAUUUCCGGACCCUUAGAAUGAUGAUGUACACGUAAAAACUCUCGAAAAUAAGAAUAGAAUUAAUGACAUAGGCAAUUAAAAUUAAUUGGCCUGAACUCUUCAUCAGAAUUUAUAAAACACGAAUUUGCUUAUGAAAUAUGGAAUAAGUACUCCGCAUGCAAUAUUUUAUUAAUUCAAAAUUAUUUUUUUUUCGAACUGCAGGCGUUACAGGACAACCAAACUGACUUCAGUUAAAAGUUGAGUUUGAUAACACAAAUAUGUUUAAUAGUUAUUCUUAAUGUUUCAAAGUAGGUGUUCGAUAUCCAUAAAAGCAUAUAAAGUUUGAAAGAUAGUUGGAUACUGGAGAGCCGUUUAUUUUGUGCUGGAGAUAUUAAAAAAAAAAAAAAAAUUAAUAAUUGACGCGUACACUUCUGUUAGGUGCUUGACCGAGCUCCUCCUCCUAUUUGUGGUGUGCGUUUUGAUGUUGUUCCACAAAUUGAGGGACCUACAGUUUCAAGCCAACUCCGAACGGCAGAUAUUUUUAUGAGGAGCUUUUUCAUGGCAGAAAUACACUCGAAGUUUUGCCAUUGCCUGCCGAGGGGGAAAUUUAACCACCAAAAACUAUCUAACACAAAAACAUAUGACUGAACCUUUUGUAAACAGUAAAACUUAUUUUUUGCGAAAUCUGGUCUUUUGUGCACUUCAGUCCUUGCGCUGGUUUAAAAUUUGCAACUGCAAAUUGGGGGACACCAGAAUUCGUUUUAGAGGUAUGGUUCCUUCCGUAAAGUUUCUUAUUUUGAUCCCUAGAAUAUGAUUUUCACAGAGCAAUGGGCGAUUUUUUUGCCUCCCCACAAAUCGACCCGGCCUAGUAGUGAUGCACUGACCUGUUCGGCUAAGACGGCCGCUUAUAACAUAUACGCGAAAUUCGUAUAACAAAUAUACGAACUGUUUGUUUAGCUGAAGAAAAUACGCAACACCGUCAGAGAGUGAGAAAUUGAAACCAGUUCAAACUUGCCUUCUAUCCGACUCAAAUUGAAUGGGUCAUAAACGUGCAUGCUCUAAAUUUUUCUAGAAUUUUGAUUAGAAAUGUUGAAAUUUUGAUGAAGAUAUGUCCAAUUAUUUUUAAUCUUUGUAUGUCGAACUUGGAUUAAUGUGUCACUUGUUCUAUAAUAACCUAUAUUUUUGCCAAAAAAAAAACAGAUAAUUUAAAGUAAAAAGUAAAUAAAUACAUAAAUACAUAAAUAAUCACAAUGUCGGGGUGCCAUAUUUCUUUCUGCAGGCUGUGCUUGUUAUUAACUGGCCUAGAAUUUUGUAUGUAUGUAUUCGUCUAGCUUACGCAACCUCAUUGGACAUUUUUACAGCUAUGCUAUUAAAUUGGGGAAUUGCUAAUAAUUUCGUAAAGCCUAAUAAUAUAACUUCUAACUAAAUUUAAAUGUCUAUUUAAUAAAUCCAUUUUCGUACAGAUUCUCUUCUUCUUCUUCUUUCAGCUAACUCCAUUAAAAUAUCACACAUCCGUAACAAAUCGCUUUAAUAUAAUUAACUGACUACAAUUAUACAUCCGUACAUAUGCACGAAUAUGAGUAUAUCUGUAAAUACUCAUAACUUCUACGUAUACAAAAUCUCAAUUUCACAUUUGUCAUAAAAAAAAUUAAGAAUACUUAGGUUGCGUACAAGUCAAAUGCGCUU
Molecule: messenger RNA, 4480 nt
Organism: Anastrepha ludens (Mexican fruit fly)
Lineage: Eukaryota; Metazoa; Arthropoda; Insecta; Diptera; Tephritidae
Product: probable 3-hydroxyisobutyrate dehydrogenase, mitochondrial
Exons: 2
Coding region: 147-1124 (325 amino acids)
Biological process (GO): L-valine catabolic process
Cellular component (GO): mitochondrion
Molecular function (GO): 3-hydroxyisobutyrate dehydrogenase activity; NADP binding; NAD binding
Source: RefSeq, a predicted model, not a curated record